This is a messenger RNA of Fusarium venenatum, 2016 nucleotides long. Lineage: Eukaryota; Fungi; Ascomycota; Sordariomycetes; Hypocreales; Nectriaceae. The record is from RefSeq and is a predicted model, not a curated record.
AUGGAUACUCUCCAUAGUCCUGGUGUAGUGGUGGAAGUUUAUCUCUUUUCCUCCAUAUUAAAUUUUGCACAGAAGCAGACAGUAUUCAACGUUACCAGAUACUUGACCCACGGCUGUUUUAUUCGAUACAUUACAUUCUACGCGCCACUCACCGCUUUGCAGAUGCGUUCCAGAGCCGGCGAUAGCGCCUCACACAAACAGUCAAGGCGGUCCAAUGUCGCCUGUCUGCAAUGUCGUGAGCGCAAAGUCCGUUGCUCAGGUACCUGUCCUUGCAUCAAUUGCAUUCGCCGUUCGACCGAAUGUGUUUUCGAUCAAGAUGACCGCAAGGUGUUAGUAUCUGAGAACCUUCUUAACGAGUUGAAACGAAAAGCGGAGGAAUUGGACGAAAUGCAAGGGCCAGCCAAGAAGACUCCAAGGCCAUCAGGCUUUCUUGGACCUUCAUCUACUUGGGCAUAUAGUCGCCAUGUCAUGGUCAUGAUUCGACAGUAUGUUGACCAAGAAACAUCACCCGAGGUUCCACUCAACAUCGAUGGAGUUGCAUUCAACAUAGAGCUUCCCCGCAUGAGACAAGCUGGAGCCUCGAUCAAUAUCGAGAGCCUCCCUUCAUUAGACUACGCGAUUUACCUCACAAACACCGUCAAGUUCCACAUUGCUCAAACCUACCAUAUUUUCGACGAAGGUCAUUUCAUGCGAGGUCUUUUAUCAAUGUACAACGACGGCCCGCCUCCAUUGAACUCAGAAAAUCGGAUGUGGUAUAUCCAGUACUUCCUUAUCAUGGCAAUGGGCAAGGGGCUUCUUACUCGUGGUAUGUCAAAGGCCGGAUCGCCUGGUAGCGAGUACUUUUUGCGAGCAAUGGAGCUUUUUCCCGAUGCUAGCGGACUGUAUGAAGAUCCAAUACUGUCUAUUGAGGUAUGCUGCGGACUUGCUCUUUAUCUUCAGGCUGUGGACCAUCGCAAUAGUGCUUAUCUUGGCCUGGGAUUGAGGAUAGCUCUCAGUCAAGGUCUUCACCGUGACAUAGUCGGUGAAUUCCCAGAUGAUAUUGAGGUCGAGCGAUAUCGGAAUGCUUGGUGGACGUUAUACAUUCUUGACCGCAAAUUCUCAUCCUUGAUGGGUGCUCCUAGCUCUGUUCACGAUAGCGACAUCUCUGUUCCGGUACCCGGGCAGCUUUCGGGAUCAAGAAAGUCGAAUGCCCUCGAUAUGCAUAUCAAACUGUCGAGGCUUAUCGCAAAGGUUCUCAACACGGUGUAUGGGAUUGAUGGAAGAUUAGAUGACUCGUUCCCGAAGAACACUCUAACAAUUCUGAAAGAGCUCGCAGCCUUGGCCUCUGAGUGGAACUCAUACCCAGACUUGAAACUGGAUGGCCAAGGUCCAGUGUCAAGAGUGUCAGCAACGCUAAAUCUUUGUUACCACCAGUGCAUCGUAUUAACAACGAGGCCCGUUCUUAUGUGUCUCCUCCGAGAUAAGCUAGAGCUGGACAGAAGAGAGAACAGAUCGACUUUUGAAAUUGCCGAGCCUAUCAAAGCUUUGUUGAAAGCUUGCUACGACUCAGCGCACAAAUCUCUCCGCAUCCUGGACACGUUACAAUCCCAGGAUCUCCUCGAACUGUUUCUACCAUUCGACUUGGAUCACGCCUUCUCAGCCGGAUUUGUUCUUGCUCUCAUUUCUGCUCUGCAGCCAUUCCCAGACGCUUUAUGCGAGCCAUACUUCGAGGCGACAGUAAACAUUCUCGACACAUUGAUUGCUGGUGGUAAUCUCCCCGCACGAUUCCGACGUCAAGAGAUCGAACGUUUGCACGAUAUGCUACGUUUGGUAAACCAGCGAGAGACUAUAGCGCAUCCUCAUGAGGACCAGACAGCGGCUAUUGCUGCACAUGAAGGAGAGCAGGGAAUCUCGCCAAGCCAACUACUCAAUAUAACCAACAUGCUAGACUGUUGUCCGCCCUUGAACUUGGAUCUUGAUGCCGUCAAUAGCUGGCUGUGGGAGUCUGCUAGUUUUGGAGAUGUGCCCUCAAUGUAG